CUCCAAAAGAGGCCGGAAAUCGUUUUAUAGGGUCUCGGAGUGGGUUCGGCAACCUGAGUUGGCCGGUUAACCAAGACCAAAACUCAUGUCGUAUCAGCCCACUGAACCCACUUGAGGAAUGAAUAGUUGAUGAUCGAUCGACAUUUUUUAUCUUGGUUGGGUCAGUUAGCUGGGAAGUCGUCUGCUGAUGAGAAUGAGAGGAGGGGGGGGGGGGGGGCACCAGUUUCGAAGAGGGGAGACUAAUCACAGGAGCUAUGGAGGUUAGAACGAAACCCGAGGGGAGAAGGAAAUGAGAUGAUCAUUGAAUUGGACAAAUACUUCGAAAUGAACGCUAUGUGCGAGUUCAGCUUGUUCUUCCCCGCUUCGAUUUUCAGACGAGAAGCACGAUUUUUUUUCCCCAAAUAAUGAUGAUUGUUGAUAGUAAGGUUUGAAUAUAGAGUGUGAUGAUGAAUAUUAUAACAGACUCAUGCGCUUUGAGUUUGACACUCGAUUAGUCCGAAUGACCAAAAAAUUCGAGUUCGGAAUCGUUUCGACCGAGAACCCGGAACUAUUUCCCAUAGAAGAUUGUGGUGGGGGCAAGAAGGGAAUGGAGCCAGGAUAUCAACGAACGACAAACAAAAGGGAUAAUUCCAUUCCCAGCACACUCUGUUCAUCUUCCCUUUGCUUUGCUUUCGUUUGUUCUUUCUUCUGCUUUUAAGGCUUUUCACCACGUAAACAAAAGUGACCAUCUAUAAAAGAAGGAAAGCAAAAGAUAACUACUAAUUAAUUAACAAUAGUUUAACCUAUAUUUUGGCCAGAUUAUCAAAAGAUAACCCGAUGGUUAUAACUUUUUACCAUACUCGAAUCAGGUUGAUUUGGUUCAAGAUUGAUUGAGCUUAACGUAAUUCAAUUUUUUUUUUACCAUAGAAAGAACGAGUGCAAUAAACAUUUGGCAUUUGAUACUCUCGUUAUCAACGAUAAAAUGAUUUCUUUCUCAUUACAAGAACGGUCGUUUGAGAGUAUCAACAUACAGUCUCAUUCAUCACUUAACCAUUUUUGCGAGUACCCAAUUUAGAUGUCUCUGCGCCGAAGAAAAUAAAAAUUGAAACAUGUAUAUAAUAUAGUGUGCACAGCUAAUCCCACAACCCUUUAGUUUUUCGUUCGUUUUCAUCCGAUCGUAUACCGACUUAGCUUGUCCGACCCCCGAAACAUUACGAGAUAUGAAGAAUUAUUUUCUCGUUUUCUAUCCGGGUAUAAACGGGUACCGGCCCUACCCAUCGUACACCUCUAUUUAUGACAGGAACCAAAAGAAGAAAAAGGAAAAGAACACAAAGGCAAAAACGAGAUGGUGAAUGAAGGAGGAGGAGAAGAAAGAAUCUUGGAAAAAGGCAAGAGUUGGAGUAUUGUAGAACAAGAGACUGGAAUUUACAGAAAGCGACGUGCUCUAGCUAGCUUGCUCUCGUCUUCAUCAUCAUCAUCAUCAUUUCUACUUUCUUUUUACACAGUUGGAUGUAGCAGUGAUCUCUCUUUGCUUGCCCUAAUUCCCACCCCAUUGGGACUGACUAGUUCGAUCUUGACACGGUACUAUAGAGUUCGUGAUUGUCGAAAUGCGCGGAUGUGGGGUUCGAAACUUGGUCCUCAUGGGAAUUGCUUCCUAAUAAAUUCCACUUUAAUCCCACACGACACAAUCGAUAUGAUGGAUGCUUAAUCGAGUCUUGAGAUUAACUGGUUCGCCACCUCGACAUAUAUGAAAGGUGCUCAUAUCAUCAAGAUGUCAGUGUGGUGUGCAUUCGUAUCUUGACGACUGUGGAUUUCAAAACUAAAUACCGAUCUUUUUGUUUGCACGAACAUGUAAAAAAAAAAACGUAUGUUCAUUCUUGAUUUGUGGAUACUUGGUUCCUAAUAGAAUUCAUGUUUAAUCCCAACCAUGGAAUGCCACAUGACACAAUCAUUGGGAUUGGGGAGGCAUAAUUUGGUCUUAGAAUUAAGUUAUUUAAAAUAUAUACUUAUAAAUCACUCUGUUUAAUUUUUCGAGUGAAAAUCGAUCUUUUUUUGUGUGUAAUUUUAACUUUAAAUUGAAUUGCAAUGUGAAUUCAAUACUUUCAUCCAAACCGUAGUGAACAUUAUCAAGGGUCAAUUCACUUAUGUAGUCUCCAAAAUUCUCAUGUGAUUGAAUUUGAUACUCAAAUGCAUUUUUUUUUUCUCCAGCACAUUUCAAGUUAAGCAUCAUUAUAUGCCAAGAUAGAAGUACAUUUCCAAGGAAUAAAUUUAUCUCUAGUAGUACAGCUAUAAGCAAUAUUAUGAAUGUGAUAUGCUGUAAAAUUAGCUAGCUAGAUAGAGAAAGAAUCUUGGUUACCAUCUUACCCACUUCAUUAUUAAAAAGAAAAGGAAAGGGGAAUUUCAUUAGAAAAAUUGAAAAAAGACAAAGCUGUAAAUAGUGUAGCAGAAGAAGAUUCCCCAUGGGAUAGGAGAGGUAUAGAAAGAAAGAGAACAAAGAAUAAGUGUUGCUUUACAAAUUAAGCUCUCCUUUUCCUUUUUAAGGCGCUUAAUUUUUUUUUUAAUUUUAUUUAGAGUCAUAGAAUUGGAAUAUCAGAUAUUCUUUUCUUAGAGGCAAUAUUUUUUUUUUCUCUCUUAUUAUCAGUGUCGUAUUUGGAUUAGAUAUUCCCUUUCACCUCUCUCUCUCAUACACACAAUAAUAUUCACUUGCAACUUUAGGAAGCUAAAAAGAUAGGGUGUAAUGCAUGCUACAUGGAAUUAUGAUGCUCACCAUUCCAUUUUAAUAUCAUGAACUCAUUUCUUAUCAAUAACUCAUCUCUAUCAUAUGACUUGAGUAUGUAGGAUUCGAUCAUAUAUACAAAUCAUGAUAUAUUGAUUUUUAACCCAACUUCAUUCUAAAUCAUGACUUCGUGCUAUGACCUGUAUACCCUUUUCCUUAUGACGAAAACUUGAUACAUACGUUGAAGAUUUACCUAUACGCCACGAAUACCAAACAAAUAAUCUAUGAGAAC
Linum trigynum is the source of this 2987-nucleotide messenger RNA. The record is from the annotation of a GenBank genome assembly. NCBI's taxonomy places the organism in Eukaryota, Viridiplantae, Streptophyta, Magnoliopsida, Malpighiales, Linaceae.